UAUGGGGCAUAGAGGGCGAACAUGGACUCUUUGGGUAUUUUUAUCCUACUAACACUUAAGUUUUUCCAGUGGACAGCUGCUGCUUCUGUUGAGGAAACCAGCUGGACCUAUACUGGCUUGCUUGGUCAGGCUGAGUGGUCGGACCACUUCCCUGACUGUGGUGGUACUUCCCAGUCACCUGUAGAUGUGAUAACCACUCAGACUAAAUAUGACCCCAGUUUGAUUCCAGUGGUGCCACGAGGCUACAGUCAGCACGGCAACCAGCCCUUCACGCUGUCCAACGAUGGACACACAGUGGUCAUUGAGCUGCCAGAGUGGAUGGGCCUUGGAGGGCUACCAUGGCUCUUUUCAGCCGUUCAACUGCACCUUCACUGGGGCAAUGGCGGCCCCAGUGACGGGGGCAGCGAACACACCAUCAAUGGACAGAGUGCAGAUGCAGAGCUUCAUGUGGUGCACUACAACUCUGAACUCUACCCCAACAUUUCUGCAGCGAUGACACAGAAAGAUGGCUUGGCUGUUUUAGGAAUUCUCAUUGUGACAGGUGAAGAGACAAACCCAGCAUUUAACAACAUCCUUAACUACCUGAGUCGCAUCAGACAUGCAGACCAGAAGGUACUCAUCCCAGCAUUUGAUGUCCAGUCCCUGCUUCCCAAGAAUCUGGGACGCUACUAUCGAUACAAUGGCUCCCUGACAACACCCCCCUGUUACCAGAGUGUUUUGUGGACGGUGUUUCAUGAAAGAGUUCAAAUCUCAAAAGCACAGCUGAUGAAGAUGGAGACAAUACUUUACUCCAGUAACGCUGAAGAAUCAGAGAAGAUGCUGCUGCAGGACAACUAUCGUGUAACACAGCCGCUCAACCACAGAGUCGUCUUUGCCUCAUUCUCAGCAGAAUCAGGAAAGGAGCUCUCCUCUGGUGAAGUCACAGCUAUAGUGAUAGGAGUGAUGUGUGGCUGUGUGGGUCUGGCAGUAAUCAUUCGCUUCAUCGUGAAGACAAUACGAUUUUUUAAACUCCUUCACCUUGAAACAGUCGUGGUAAACAGCUCUACCUCUAGCUGGGACAUCCUGCACAACAACCGACCGGCUCCCAUGCCAAGGAUAAAUGAGCCAGAGAAAACAAAUGAGAAAAAACAAGACCUGGCUCUGAACUCGACCUCGGAGGCUGAAAGGAAGGAGGAGUCUUCACCGUCCCCUCAGACGGAGCCCUAGCUGACUGUUCAAUUCAGGCCAGGCAAACAUCGUUGUCUACUUUCUAGUCAGUGAUGUUUUUACUGAUUCAUGUCUCCUUAUGGGACAAAAAGCAAACAUGUUUUCCCUCUAUCUGUUCCAAAAGGCAAAAAUAAAAGAAAAUAUUUUACAAGAAGUCACUAAUGUAUGAAAACUGUGUCAAAAGUGAAUUCCCACCUAAAUUCCGUGCUGUUAUCAGUCAUCGUAAACAUGUCAUCUUCUUUGCAUGUGAAACAUGUCAUUCUGCUGGUUUAUGUUCAGGCAUGGCUGCUACACGCCUCAGAUACAUGAAGGAUUCAUGUAAUUACUCAAUGGAAUAUAUAACUGAUUGUUUUUGUUGUUUUUUAUUUGGGUAUUGUCUUCACUGUAUUUUGAGGCACAAGCACACUGCACAACAUUAAAUGUAAUAUGUUUAUUUGUGAAUUAAUUAGAGUAACUUUUAUUUCAUUAUUCACUAAGAACAUUGAAAGAAAACAGACAAUUUGGUAUGAAAGCACACAACAGGUAUAGCAUGUUUGAGUUGUAUAUACAGAUGCUGUCCAAAUUCUUGGAUCUGAAUUUAAAUCAACAGAUUAUGUUGUAAAUGGAUGAGCUAUAUUUAUGUACAUGCCUUUUAUUUAGUUGAAAAGAGGAUUUUUGGGUGCUACAUAUAAUCUUUAUCUGAUUUUAUUAUUAUUAUUUUGUAUCUAACUUCUCAACAUAAGCACCACAUUAAAGCACUUGAAUGUCAAA
Messenger RNA from Melanotaenia boesemani (Boeseman's rainbowfish), 1956 nucleotides. It is a transcript of the gene ca14, whose product is annotated as carbonic anhydrase XIV. Gene Ontology annotation, molecular function: zinc ion binding; carbonate dehydratase activity. The record is from RefSeq and is a predicted model, not a curated record. The transcript has 13 exons. Gene Ontology annotation, cellular component: plasma membrane. NCBI's taxonomy places the organism in Eukaryota, Metazoa, Chordata, Actinopteri, Atheriniformes, Melanotaeniidae. The coding region runs from base 22 to 1206 and encodes 394 amino acids.